This is a messenger RNA of Vitrella brassicaformis, 1738 nucleotides long. The record is from the annotation of a GenBank genome assembly. NCBI's taxonomy places the organism in Eukaryota, Vitrellaceae.
UGUCUUGGUCCCCUUGUUUCAGGGGGGGGAAACUGUCAUUAACCGUAACACUCGUCUGUGUGUCCGUGAUACUCAUACAAAUACAGUCCCAUCAGCACGCAGACUCAAACAGGCUCAAGGGGAGGAGGGAUCAAUCCCCUUGUUUCUGCUUCUCUUCUCGGCACAGCUGUCUGGGUAUCCUUGUUGUCUCGUCUGAAGCAGAAAAAUGCCCUGCCUUGGCGCGACUGGCACAGCGGCGGGUGUGGAAGAGGCGAGCAGGCCAAGGGAGGAGUACAGGACCUACGAGUUGGUGCAGGGAGACGCCACGAGCGAGAGGGUCUACAACCACUACAGGUCAGUGAGAUGAGCAAAGGUCACUGAUGAGUCUCUGCGCACCUAUGUUGUGACUGUCUGUCUGUGUCUGUCUGUCUGUGUGGGUCAGGGAGCAGCACGAGAAGAUGACGUUGGAUUACGUGCGUCGGAAGAAGGCCGAGUACGGUUGCCUUGAUGGAUUGGGGAGCUACCAGCCCAAGGCCGAGUGGACCAUCCCGGAAAUCAUCCAAAGACUCGACUUCUUUGACCCCUCUGACCCUGGUCGGUGCGCUGGUUUGUCACUCGCACAAUCGCGACAAUCACAGCGCCGACGGGCCAACAUGAGCAGGGUUGACAAGUGGUCGUUGUUGCGUGCAGACUUCGAGGACAACAAUUUGUUCCACUGCUACCAGGUGAGGGAGGAGGAGACCAAUCCGGUCAUUCUCACGACGUGCCCUUGCAUGGCUUGUGUAUGUGUGUGUGUGUGUGUGUGUGUGUGACUCAUGGAUCAGACAGCGGAGCGCGCUCGUGCCCGCUACCCCGAGGAGCGCUGGCUGCACUUUGCCGCUCUGGUCCAUGACCUCGGCAAGAUCCUCUUCAUCUGGGGGGAACCCGCUUGGGCCGUGUGCGGCGACACCUACCCUGUAAGCUCACCACACCACACCCUUCCUUCACUUGGGGUGGGUAGGUAUGCUCUCGUGUGCAGCCAGCUAGCUCGGUGUGUGUGUGUGUGACUGACACACAGGUUGGUUGCCGGUUCCAGCGGGAGAAGAUAGUCUUCCCCGAGACGUUUGAUGGCAACCCUGACGAGAUGGAUGCGGUCUUGUCGAGCCCCCUUGGCAUCUACCAGCCGGGGUGCGGACUCAUGAACCUUCACAUGGCAUGGGGGUGAGCGUAGCGUGCAGCACACACACACACGCACACACAUUGACACGCAUUGACACACACGACAUCCUCCUUGUUCUGCGUCUGGAUGACUUCUCCUGGUCUCUCAGGCACGAUGAGCUGUUCUACUGGGUGAGCAAGAACACACGCACUGAGAGGAUGGCAAAACGAACGAACACGUGUGUGCGUGUGUGCCCAGGCUCUGAAGCGUGCCGAUGAAGAGCACCAUCUCCAGCUGGACCCCCGCAUCCCGUACAUUGUGCGGUUCCACUCCUUCUACCCGUGGCACAGCGGCGGCGCCUACAUGGAGUUCGAAGACGACCUCGACAGACAGAUGCUGCCCUGGAUCAAGAAAGUCAGUCACCACACAAAGCACAACGCGCCUUCAUUGAUGGAAUGUGCGUGUGUGGUUCAGUUCCAGGAGCUAGACCUGUACUCGAAGGACGGUGCCGAGAGCGCCCUGCCGGACAUUGAGAAGCUCAACAAGGAGUACUACGACCAACUCAUUGGCGAGUUUUCGCACAACGUCAAACUGAAGCUCUGAUGCGGUGAAGUAGGUCAG